UUUGGUCGGGAAUUGUUGGGUGUUUUUCUCUCCGUGUUGGCAAAAAUGCAUGUCUAGUUUUGGGUUUUGCAUUUUGAGGUUUUGAAAAUGGUGAGAUGCCAUAAGAGUUUGAUUAUUUUUAAACAAAAAACUUCUCGGAAUGGAACUCAAAGGGUAAUUAGUGCAAAGUCGUGACCCCUCGGCCAAUCUGUACAGCAACCAGGGUUUUAAUUAUAUGUGUAGAGUUUCGUAGUUUACUGUUGUUUCUAUUUGGAUGAGUAUGGCUGAUUCUAUUGAGUUGCGUGCCAGCUUGAACUCUCUGAAAAGAGUAGACCCAUAUGUUAAAAGCAUUUUAGCGACUGCAACCCAAGUGGCGUUGUACAAAUUUAAUGUUCCCCAAAAUGUGUGGGAGAAAGCUGACAAGGAGGGCGCCCUGUUCCUCUAUAGCCGAAAUGGAGAGCCCUUUCACAGUAUAAUGAUUUUCAACAGGUUGAACAAAGACAAUUUCAUCGAACCCAUUAUUAAGGACUUUGAUUACCAAGUGCAGUUGCCCUUUUUACUCUACAGGAGCAAGACGAAGAUUUUCGGCAUUUGGUUUUUUAAUCGAGAAGAGUGCACUCGAGUGGCUUCACUCAUUCAGUCUCUGAUGGAUAAGGGCAAGGUGGAAGAGAGGUCGUUGGGGCCCAAUAAUCACUCCAAUGGGCAAAGCAAUGUGGACAUAUUCAGUAUGCUGUCGAAGGCCCAGGAGAAUUUUAACAAAACGCCGAGUAAAUCGGAAGGAAGUGCGUCGACAUUCUUGGCAUCUACUCCAAGAGUACCGGACAUUGCGUCGCAAAGCGUUAUGGAUUUUUUCGCUAAAGCUAGUACAAAGAAUGUGGUUCAGAAGCCAGUGGCGACCGGGGAAAAUGUCCUGCAACGACUCAUGUCGAAUCCGGCCCACAGUGUUGAGCAUAUCGAGAAGCAGCAGAGGUCGAUCACUCCCCAAGAGCUGGCGUCCUAUAGAGGGGAGAUGAGUGCCGACAGAAGUAGCGUGCCGAUUAAGAUCGCCAGCUCCAGCUGCCCAGUGAGAAGUUUUGAGCUCACUAGAAGCGCCCUGGAUGUUCCUCGCCUGUCUCCGCCUAAGCAGAAUGUAACAUCAUCGCCCUUGACCUUUUUGAUGCAAAGCCAAAUCUCCCAUCAGCAAUCAGACGAAAGUAACGACUUGCUGAGCUCGUCGCCUUUUCAACAGUUCUUGGAGAACGCCCAAAAGCCGCUGCUGAUGACUCCAAUGAUGUUCACAGCGGCGAGCUCCUCGAAAAACGCCAGCGAUCACAAUGCGACCGAAGAAGGUGAGCCGGUGGCCAUGUUGACUGAGAAACAGUUGGCCCAGGCGUUAAUUUAUCUUUUAAAACACAACGCCGACUUUGUGAAACAAAUUCACCAAGCGUACACCAAUUCGAUAUUGGAAAAGGUGGACAAAUCGCGAGAUCGGAACCUGCUUUAGCUUACCUGAUAAAUAAAGUAAGUACUCUCUCGGGAAGGAUAAUUGUUUAUCAUGAGUGAMAUUGCGUUAAGUGAGCUGAUUUUCAACUGUUUUGCUCUGUGAUAUUUCAAUGAAGUUUAAAAAUGUAACGCCUGCAUCUGAAKGUUUUCGRGCAAGAGGUAAUUCAGGAUUAUCUUUGCAAAAAAACCUUUAAAAAGUGAAAGUUAUCACCAACAAAACACCAGUUUAGUGUGUGUGUAGAAAUUGRGCCYUUUUUGAAAAGCUAAUUACUGAAAUCCCUCUAUUGUUCUAAAUAUUAGGGAAAAGUCCACCAUUCUACCGCAACUUGCACAUUAGCACUAAAGCAUUUUUGCCUGUCUGAUGCACAAUUAUUCCUCCUGUUGAUUUGAUGUCUUAAAGAAAGGCAUCGCUUGAUUAAUAUCUUUCCAAACUUCCACUCGUAACAAAUAGUACAUUAUUUAUGAUUGUUUCCUCCAACUUCGACUUUUCGAAUGUACCGUUUUAAAUUUUGACAUGUUUCAUGCAAAACAACCAUACUGAAAGGAUCGAGACGUAUUGUGAUAGCAUUGACUAGAAAGUUGUUUUCGAAUUUCACGAUAUUUUAUAAAAUCAACCGUCGUUGUUAAUAUAGUUCGUAUUGUUAUCUGCAUAAGUUUUACGCAUGUGAUUCUGUGUAGCGCACAUGUGUAUCCAAUUGAAAUACUGCCAAUUUGAGAAAUUUUGAGGUACAUUGGAAUCAAGGCUAGGAAUAUUGUCAUUGAUCAGCGCUUGUUAUUGGCAAAAUGAGCAUCUGUUUUGGAAUGUGCCAAUAGCAGUAACAAUAGUCUUCAUGUAAUAUAAGACUUAUCAGCA
Dendroctonus ponderosae (mountain pine beetle) is the source of this 2314-nucleotide messenger RNA. RefSeq names its product mRNA-decapping enzyme-like protein (gene DCP1). The transcript is spliced from 3 exons. The coding region runs from base 254 to 1462 and encodes 402 amino acids. Gene Ontology annotation, cellular component: P-body. Gene Ontology annotation, biological process: positive regulation of catalytic activity; deadenylation-dependent decapping of nuclear-transcribed mRNA; deadenylation-independent decapping of nuclear-transcribed mRNA. Gene Ontology annotation, molecular function: enzyme activator activity; mRNA binding. Lineage: Eukaryota; Metazoa; Arthropoda; Insecta; Coleoptera; Curculionidae. The record is from RefSeq and is a predicted model, not a curated record.